ACAACACUUUUCCUUUCUACAACAGGAAAAUCGUCGGCGAUACAGCAUGCAGCCCAAGAUCCCCUCAAAACCUCUGACCAAACCUCAUCAGUACUGAGCAAAACAACCUCGUCAGGUUUAACCAAGCAUCUGGCCCAGAACAAGAAAGCCAUACUCUUAUCUAUGGAGGUGUUUGACAUAAUAAACAAACUGAUGAAAUCAGAUGAGGACAAUGCCACGGGAGAUGUCCAACUACUCUGCAAAUUGUUCUCUGGCAAGUGCUCUUUGUACCACUACUCAACCAAGGACAUAAGACACAUACCAGCAAACACUGCUUCCAGCAUUCUUGGCUCAACACAACUGUUAAAUGCUGCCAAACUCAUUGCGAAGAUGGACCAUGGCCAUGGGCAAAUCGAUAGAAUUUUAUUUGCCACUCCUCUAACUUUCAGGCCCACCCUUUUGGAAACGGAGACUGUUAAAACCAACCUAUCAACCAAAGUUAUGAGCGAUUUUAAUGAACUACAUGUAUUUCAGGUCAUUAAUAAUAUCGACCACAAUACAGAGUGCACAUUUGAAGAUGAUGUAAUCGCCCUUUUAGAAGAGACCAUUAACCACUUUGUCGUAGAGGUAAAUGAAGCUGUUCAGGAAGGGAAAGUGCCUCCAAAAUCCAAGACACCAGAGCUUAUCCCCUGCCUAGCCGCAGCACUACACGUACUCAAUCAUGUAAUGGCCAAAAUGCUCGCUGGUGUAACUUCCACGGCACCUCCAACCCAAAUAAGCAAGUCAACGAUGGAGAACGCCUCAGCCUUUGUUCAGCAUGUUGAAAGUCAGAAGGGAAUCCUGUGUCAGGUAAGGCUACAGAAGUUUAUAAAAAUAAUUCACAUUUUGUCUGACUUUUCCUUAAAUGCUUUCUUUAUCAAGUGCAAUGUUUUUCAGUGCGAAACUUUACAAUUUAUUCCCCAAAUUUAUGGCAAACUUGGAAGCUUUUAUUUCACUGCACGGUGGUUCAACCUGAAUUUACAAUUUCUCAACCCUAUUAAAAAUAAUUCCAUAAUUCCACCACAUUGAUCAUUUAAAGGUCUUUCUUUCUUACCUGUCCUGCCCAAACUAACAACAUUUAUAAACUUUGCCAAUAACCAGCUAAAAUAGUCUGUAGGAAGCAAUUUGAACAUAGCCUAUUUGAUAAAUAGCGAACUAAUUGUUCAACUGUGAAUGAAUCCCGACUUCCCAAUGAAACCACAUUUCUUCCUACCCUAUGUCCAGUGUAAUUCUAACUUAUUCUCCUCUACAGUAGUUCCUUAAAGAAAUCACCAAUUCUAUUUGUGAUAAAACCAUCCAGCAACCCACAACCAAAGCAGUCAAUGAGAGCAUCCUUUUGUCACCUGGACCAGCCGUAACCUACAGAGCCUUCACACAUGGAAAAAGAUCCUCCAGAUCAAUCGCUGAGGCAGAAUACGAGUGUGCCACAGAAUCAUUGCAAGAGGAUGGUUUUAGAAGAAUCAUACAAUAGGGAGGCAGCAUGGCCGAGUGGUUUAGGGCUCUGGAUUUGAAAUCUGGAGGUCCCUGGUUCAAAUCCUCCGCCCUACCACUAUCUGGAUUUGUUCUCGCUAGCCCCAAGUUCAACUCCCCGACCGUGUUGUGUAAAUAGUCAACUGGUCAGCCUCCCACCAGUUGGGAUUCUUAAUAGUUUAUGUUAUAU
Messenger RNA from Orbicella faveolata, 1678 nucleotides. RefSeq lists its product as uncharacterized. NCBI's taxonomy places the organism in Eukaryota, Metazoa, Cnidaria, Anthozoa, Scleractinia, Merulinidae. The record is from RefSeq and is a predicted model, not a curated record.